CGCGGCGACAAUCAUCAUCGUGCCGCUUCGGCGAUCGUUACGAUCGGUUUUUCCUGAGUCGCCCUCGCUGCUGGCAGCGCAAGGACUCGAGAGAAAUCUCGCGCGGCGCGCGACACUACCUGCCUUUCUACACGCGCUUGGUGUGUGUGUGCUCUGUGUGUUUAUGUCGAUGCGGACCGGCCGGCCGGCGCGUUACGACACGUAUCUGUAUCGCGAUCUGUUCUGUCCUUUUCUCGUUAUCCACGCACAAUUCGCCUGCGAGUCAUUUGCGUAUCGGAAGGACAGACAAAGAGAAAGAGGGAGGGAGAGAGAGACGCGCACGCUCGUGUCUCACAGCAAACUUCGUAGUACAUUACGUAUUAUAGAUAUACACACGCGCACGCCUUAACCCCCUCGCCGACCAGCUGACACACUCUCUCUCUCUCCCUCUCUCCUCUCCGUCGCCGUCUCUCUUCUCCCGGAACUGACACUUUGGAACUGCCGCCGGCGACGCAUUGCGCCGACGAUGUAUUGGCCGGUCGCGCGUCGCCAGCGAGCCGCGCUCCGUCGAAAGGGGUGAAAAGGAUCGAGGAUCGUCGCCGUGCGAGGAGGCAGCGAAGAACGCGGAGAAGGAACGCACGCGCUGGACGAACAGUUGGGCACGAGCGCGAUCAAGAAGGUAAAUACGCAUUGGAAGGUGGCAGCGAGAGGGGUGGUGAAGGUCACGGAGUUGAAUCUAAGGGUGGCAUCAUGGACUCUGAUCAGCAACAGUUCUGCCUCAAGUGGAACAGUUUCGGCACGAAUCUAUUAACGGCAUCCUUGAACUUAUUCAAAAACGAGAGUCUUACCGAUGUCACCCUGUUCUGCGAGGGAGUUACGUUCAAAGCACACAGAUUAAUCCUCGCAGCAUGCAGCAAGCAUUUUCAAGAGCUCUUUGAAGGAAUGCCGCCUUCUCCCGCGGGACUGAUCGUUAUUCUCGACGGGACGAGCGCCCACGAUAUGGAGUCCCUACUCGAAUUCAUGUACCGUGGAGAAGUACAUGUGUCCCAGGAAUCCCUUACCUCCUUCUUCAAGGCAGCUGAAUGCCUACAAGUUAAGGGUCUCUCGAUCGAGCAAGAGAAGUUGGCGGUAGCGCACACGCACGCUACGGAAAACAACAAUGCCUCCGCAGACGUAGGAGGUGGCAGCGGAAGCGAAAGUGGCGGAGGAGGUGGCGGCGGCGGUGGCGGAGGAGGUGGCGGAGGAGGUGGAAGUGGUGGAGGAGGAGGAGGUGGUGGUAGCGCCGGUGGUAACGUCGGGGGUAACGUCACCAGUGGCGUCGAUAGUGCUAUCGGCGCUGGAAGAAUCGGCAAUGGGGGUAGCGGACGCGGCAGCGGCGGCGUCGGUGAAGUGAGCGACUUGAGCGAGGCGGGCGAGGCCACGAUGGUCAGAAACAUCAUGAAGAGGACCCCGACGCCGGCACCGUCGCCCGCUCCGGCGCACACCGUGCCCAAUGUGUAUUCUACCUCGCACUACUAUGAAAACCCGCUGAAAAAGCUGAAGAGAUCGCCGAACAACGUCGAUAUGCUGGGAAGAGCGAGCGUGUUACGCGACGGCGCCGACUUCCGGCCCAAAUCCGCUCCGGACACGCUCUUGCUGGAGAACCACUUCUACACACCGUAUCCCUUUUCCUCCGAGGCGCCCGCGCAUCCACACACCGCGCCCCACACGCCCACGGAAUUGGAACAAGAGCUUGAACGAGCGCAAUUCGAGGAACGCAACAACUGUGAUCACAGAGAGAGCGUUGCCGAAGAUCUCCGGAUAAAGCAAGAGCCGGUGGCGAUGAGCGAUCAAGAGAGGGCGGACAAUUUAGCGAAGAGAUUAUCCGGUGAGGCUUACACCGGACGGGGAGGAUACAGCAGCUCGUACAGCCAGAACUCAGACCAACUGUCGCAAGGAAGUCCGCAGCUGGGUGCGGCGGUGGUUACGAUGCCUCCGACUCAUCCACCGACUCCCGAUCUUAGUCCCGCGCCCACCACUACCGCUGUCUGGAACACGAGGCUCAACAGGGCUGGCACUGUCUCCACUCCCGAAGGUAAGAAGCUGAAGUGUCCCUACUGCGAAAGACUAUACGGCUACGAGACGAACCUGCGAGCCCACAUACGGCAACGUCACCAGGGCAUCAGGGUGCAUUGUCCGCAUUGUGCACGCACGUUCACCAGGAACAACACGGUUAGACGGCAUAUUGCGCGAGAGCACAAAGACGUGGCCUUCGAACUGAAGGCAGUAUUCCAGCAGUCCAAUCAUUCGCUCUCGGACAUUGUGCCGCAGUAACAACGUCUUCGGCGUCGCUGUCGUCCUCGUCGCCACCAGAGCCGUCGGCCCGCGCGUGGUACCAAUCACUAACCGGCCACCAGCAACCCUGUGUGACCAGCUGUCGGGACUACCCGCGGGACCACCGGCUCACGGAUAGUGCGAACGAGACGACACGUGAGGAGAGGCUGCAGUAGGUACCUUCGUUUUCCCUUCGUCGUCGUCAGCGAACACCGUCCCGGUCCCUCGUCGCGAGGACGACUCUCUCCGUGCGCUCCCGUCGAAAUGUCGCGUCACGAGGGAAGACGUUUGCCGAGAGAAACGGACGAAAUGAUUAGGGUUAGAUUGUAGAGAAGAGAAAAAGGCGCAAGAGAAAUAGAGAGAAAGAAAGAGAGAGAUAUAGAUAGGUAGAAAGAGAGAGAAAGAGAGCGCGCGGUAUACAAUGCGCACAGAGCAGCGCCUCGGAUACGCUCGCGAAAACGCUACGAACCACAAAACUAGUCAAUGAAAGUGCAACGGUCAAGUAAGGUUUAUUAACUAGAGCUUUUUAACGGGCGAGAGAGAGAGAGAGAGAGAGAGAGAGAGGAGAGAAAGAGAGAGAACGAGUGAAGAUAAAGCGGAGAGCGAGUACAUGCGUCAACACAGUCAUGUAGCGCAGAUCGGCGUCGGGCAGGAACGCGUUCGCCAGUACGAGCAGAGAUUUCAAAAGUGCGUUCGCAAACGCGUGACUUUAAACGCGUAUGUGGAGUGUACGAGACGUAUACGCUCAAAUUCCGUCUUAGAGACGAUCAAUAACAUUCGCGACGGAAUGCCGUUCGCGAUUCCGCUUCGGGUUCCUGCGCAGGUCGCGUCCGAAUACGCACACACGAUAGAUCGAUAUCUCGUUUGCGGACGCAUGUAUAUUCGCGCGAGUACGUUCCGUACGACGCGAGGCGCACUGCGCGACGAGAGAACAAUGCAAACUCAGGUAAACUAACGUGGCACCAACAGCCAGAGCGCUGACUUUUUGAUAUAGUUCAACAUUACAUUUUACCAUAGAUCGACCUUUACUCGUCGUCGCGUUUAAACAGUUAACGCCGUUAACCGAUACGUCUUUCUGGUACUACUGCGCUAUUACUACUAUUACUACUACUACUACUACUACUACUACUAUCGCUGUUGAGAAGUCGAGCCUAGGAUCGUGUGACACUUGGGUAAUAUCUAUCCAACGUUACACCACGCGCCCACAGUGCCAAACCAGACGCUUUCCCUUUUUUUUUUUCUACUCUAGAUAGUCUCUAUUACUCAUACUCACAUAUAAACACACAUACACACACGCACGUUCAAAGAAACAGACAUGACGAUGGCAACUAUAAAGUGGUUUAUACGAUUUUUGCGUAGAAUUAAAAUGUAUAUAGUCCAAUAAAUUAUUUUAUAGUUGUUGCAACUGAAGCUUCAGUUGCAACACAACUACAAAACAUUUUGUUAAAUUAUAUACAUUAUAAUUCUGCAUACAAAACUCUCGUAUAGUUCACUACAAAACCAAGCGUGUUAUUCUGGCUGAAUUUCUUCUUAUACGUUUCUCACUGUUUCAAGUCACAUCAUCUUGACAUGUUCAAAUGUACUAAAUUCCAAUUUACACGUCUUGAGCGUGUGUUAAAUGACGUGAUUGAGAACCGCAAGGAACGUGCGAAAAGAGCUUCAGUUGAAUUGCACGCUUAUGCGUUUAAGAGUGACAGUACUUGGAUUUGCACAGUCACUUGUCACUUUGUAGUCACCACAUUGCCAUGUUGUCCUCUGAGCGCCCACUACUACAGACAGAAUCGAGAUUUCGUUUUCGCCUUCUCCUAUACGCGUGUGAUAUAAACACACUCUUCGCCGACGUUAACGAUAAUAAUAAUCGCGGUGACACAUAUCCAAAGUCGCGCCGAGACGACACCCCGACGACACACUCACACCUUUUGUACAGAUACGAUUUUAUAGGACGUUUAUGAGAUUACUGCGAUUCUAGGGCGGACGACUGUCGUACGAUUAGCCGCGGGAGUGCGCGCGACUGCACGCCGACACUUCUUGGCGAAUGCGAGAGCACGAGCACGCGGGUGGAAACGUCGGCCGAGCAAUAAAUCGCCGAUAAUCGCCGCUUGUUAAACACUUUCACACCGACGUCGAUCUUCCCGCCUCGGCCCCGCGGACGAGAGCGACGAGAGCGCGCCGUUCGCUUCUCUCUCUUAUUUCGCCACGCAUUCGCCACGGAAGUCUCCCAGCAGCGGCGUCCUCGCGGCAAAACGAUCACUACCACUUUGUUACCUGUUUACAAUGUUUAAAUGCGGACUUUUGUCCGGAGCAAUAGUCGCGUACCGAGAUAAUAGAGUAUAGCCAUCGAUCACACGUGAGAAACAGUGGGCGCAGUUGCGCGAAAUAGUUGCUAUCCCGGUUGUAUAAGAUGUGAUCAAUGCAAUAGAUUUUAUUACACAUUACCUAUAUAUAGAUAUAUAUAUAGAGAGAGAUAUACUCCUAGUCAGGAUGGCACCCACGAUAUUACUUGUUGCAGUAUUUACACUCUUUAUACAGAUUAUCCUCUCUUAUUUCCGUUUACUCUUGUU
Odontomachus brunneus is the source of this 4853-nucleotide messenger RNA. RefSeq names its product zinc finger protein chinmo (gene chinmo). Gene Ontology annotation, biological process: regulation of transcription by RNA polymerase II. Gene Ontology annotation, cellular component: nucleus. Gene Ontology annotation, molecular function: protein binding. NCBI's taxonomy places the organism in Eukaryota, Metazoa, Arthropoda, Insecta, Hymenoptera, Formicidae. The record is from RefSeq and is a predicted model, not a curated record. The transcript has 7 exons. Bases 730 to 2292 code for a protein of 520 amino acids.